CCAAACAUAUUUGGAUGUCGGGUUGCCGCAUGGCUUCUUGCUAAAAAUCAACGCCACACGCGAAAAUGAGUGGUGUGAACCAAAUGACUUUGUUCCAGACGUGGGGAGCAUCUGUUCCGCAAAAGGUUAGUCAAACGAAUAAUGUAAAGAAGUCUUCCGGGCGACGAAAAACAACCCAAAACAGCAGGGGCAGCACAGCAGCCUCAGUCAAGACUCAGAAGAGGGCGACUGGUAUAACUUUGCCGCCCCCGGCGCCCCGUAACACGCUAUGGGGUGAAUUUGAUCAAGGGUCCACAGCUGACAACGAGGUGAGAGAUGUCGAGGAGGUUGCUGCUGCUGAUGAAGAUGAUGAUGAUUUAAUGGUAGUUGCUGUUUAUGAGGCGGAAAAGUCUUUGCAAAUUGAUGGAAACGUUGGACAACAUAGUGAACACACAACAAAUGUUGAGAGCACUUGUCUCACACAGAUGAGCUCAAGUGGAUCAACAUAUUACAAAGACUUCCCUGGCCUUGACAGCUCCUCUGCAAAGGUAUGGAUCUACCCCACCAACUAUCCCAUAAGGGACUACCAACUAAAGAUAUCGGAGGCAGCUUUAUUUCAGAAUACGCUGGUAUGCCUCCCCACUGGCCUGGGCAAGACUUUUAUUGCUGCUGUGGUAAUGUACAACUUUUAUCGAUGGUAUCCAUCUGGAAAGAUCGUUUUCAUGGCACCAACGAAACCGCUGGUGGCACAACAAAUAGAAGCGUGCUACAAAGUGAUGGGUAUUCCACAGACACACAUGGCAGAGUUGACGGGGAGCACGCAGGCUCAGCAGAGGCAGGAACUGUGGAGGUCCAGGCGCGUCUUCUUCCUCACUCCCCAGGUGUUGGUGAACGACCUGUCUCGAGCUACCUGCCCCGCGCUGCACGUCAAGUGUGUGGUGAUUGACGAGGCUCACAAGGCACUGGGGAAUCAUGCCUAUUGCCAGGUGGUGAGACAGUUGGGGAGCCAGACUCAACAGUUUCGCAUCCUGGCACUCAGCGCCACGCCAGGUGGAGACACAAAUUCAGUGCAGCAAGUCAUAUCCAACCUGCUGAUCUCCCACAUUGAGCUGCGGUCUGAAGAGAGCCCUGACAUCCAGGCCCACUCCCACCAGCGCAGCCUGGAGAAGGUGGUGGUUCCCUUGGGGGAGUCGCUGGCCGGGCACCAGGCCCUCUACCUACAGGUACUGGAACGGUUCACGGGCCGUCUGAUCCAGAACAGGGCGAUGUCUCACCGCGACUUGCACUCCCUUACCAAGUACCAGCUCAUCCUGGCCCGGGAACAGUUCCGCAAGAACCCUCCGCCCCACGUCACGAGGGCUCAGCAAGGGGCUCUGGAGGGGGACUUUGCUCUGUGUAUCAGCCUGUACCAUGGCUACGAGCUGCUGCUCCAAAUGGGCCUGCGCUCCCUCUUCCUCUAUGUCCAGGGCAUCAUGAAUGGCACCAAAGAGAAGUCUCGAGCCAGGAACGAGCUACAGCGCAACGCCACCUUCAUGGACCUGUACCAGGAGAUGGAGGCCGUGUUUGUAAAGCCCACCGGCCCCGAGGAGCCCUUCAUCUACAGCCACCCCAAACUGCAGAAGCUGGAGGAGGUAGUGCUAGGGCACUUUAAAACAUGGGCUGAGAGCUCCAGCGCUGGCUCUGGGCCCCAGGAAGUGAGCACACGUGUGAUGAUCUUUUCGUCGUUCCGGGAGAGUGUGCAGGAGAUUGCCGCCAUGUUAAAUCGCCACCUGCCCCUGGUCAAAGUCAUGACCUUUAUGGGCCAGGCCUCGGCAGGGAAGGGGGUCAAAGGGUUCACCCAGAAGGAGCAGCUGGAGGUGAUGCGGAGUUUUCGGGAGGGGGGCUUCAACACCCUGGUGUCCACCUGCGUGGGCGAGGAGGGGCUGGACAUAGGCGAGGUGGACCUCAUUGUGUGCUUCGACGCCCAGAAGAGUCCCAUCCGCCUGGUUCAGCGCAUGGGCCGCACCGGACGCAAACGCCAGGGCCGCAUAGUGGUCAUCUUGGCCGAGGGACGAGAGGAGAGAACCUACAACCAGAGCCAGAGCAACAAGCGCAGUGUGUACAAGUCUAUCGUGGGGAACAGCCACAGAUUCCACAUGUUCCCCAGCAACCCCCGCAUGCUGCCCGACGGGGUGCACCCCGCCCUGCACAAGAUGCACAUCACCUGUGGCCAGUUUGACCACCGGGAGAGCAGCGGGCGGCUCUCCGGGGGUUGGAGGGGGCGCAGGUCCCACUCCUUGGAGGGCCGACGUGAGUCCCUUAUUCUUCCGCGUGGUCUCGUCGGGCACCAGGAGAAUGUAAAGAAGGAUGGCUUCCUUAGCCCCUCUGAGCUCACUCACUGGGAGUCUACGAUGAAACUGGGGGAGGGGGAGGCUCCACCCAUUCUGAGACGGUCCCGCUUCCUCUCAAAACAGGAAGGCUCGCCACCUCGGGUGGAGCCGCCCUCCAGCGGGCCAACCAGGGAGCUGUCUCUGUGGGAGUGGAGACACUGGCAGAACCAGCCCUUCCCCACUCACAUUGUGGACCACUCCAACCGCUGCCACCACUUCACCAAGGUCAUGGAGCUCAUUGACGGCCUGCGCCAGGAAGAGGGUGAAAGCAGAUAUGAGUUGGAGCUGCUGCCCCACCUCCACAAUGCAGAUGUCAUAGGCCUCACGGAGGAAGCACAGCAGGAAAAGUCCACCAAAGGAAAGAAGCAGAAAGAGGGAAAAACGACAAAAUCCAGAACCAAAAUGGCCAACCUGAGCCACAAGCAGAAGACUUCCUGCCUUUCCUCAGCUGACCUAGACCGUGUCGAACUCAAAAAGGAAGUGCAGAGGGAAAGCAUUUCUAAAGCAGAGACAACCUUAGUCUCUCCAUGGACCCUGAUAAAGGACAGAGUCCCUUCAGAAUGCCACAAGGAGGUGACUCAUGACCUCAGAGAUCACCCAGGCCUCUGGCCACUCUCCUCCACCGGUGACCAGCAAAUCAUGGACAUGGAUUCUGACUGUAUCAUACUCAACAACGAGAGUGAAAGUUCAGAGGUUAAUUCUCCAAGGGAUUUUGAGAGCGAAUCAUUGAACUGCAUUGCUGCUGUAGAACAGAUUGACCUCAAUCAGUUGACCUCAAUUGCAGACCGUCAACCCAAGUCAGAUGAAGAUUCUGAACUGGAGGCUUUGUUUUACUUGCCCAAAUGGGACGCUGCCGUCCCCAAGUUGCAGCCCCUGAGACAGAGGUUAGAGAGCUUGAGGGUCAUUCUAGUCAACGUGACAGAGCUUCUGUCUAGGUCUCCUCCAGCUUUGCACUUUGACCUGGACAGCCCUCAGUACGACCCUGGGCCCUCCCCCUUCACCACCAAGGACUGUUCACAUACACUUCCGGUUGAACCUCUGGAUGAACUGCUGGAUGUGGGUCAGACAUUCCACGUGAAUUUCUCCCUGGAAGUGGAUGAGGACUUUGCCGAUCCUGCUUCUCAAUCUCCCAAUGUUGAUUUAGACGUUGGUUCUCUAGACUGUGAAAGCCAUUGUGAACCACAUCAGCAGCACUCUCCUUCUUCACCCAUUACUGUGCCAGCAGACUGCAUGGGUAGGGAAAGUGCCGUUGGCAGCCCUAGCUGGGAUGAGGUCUUCGAGGAUGACAGCAAUGACAUAAAGGACGAUGAUAUGGAUGAUAAAGCGGACUUCAAGCCACCAUGUCAUCCCACUCAGCCUAAAGCCCAGCACGCUAAAACCAACCUGGACGAGAGCAUGGACCUGUUUGGAGAUGACGAGACCUUCCUCCAGAUGACCAUCCCGAACAUCCCUACGCCAGAGAACGUCAGUAUCCGAAUACCUAGCCCCCUGAAGGCUCCGGAGAGGGAAUGGUUAAUAGGGUCAAGUAAAAGUGUGACAGAAACAAAGAUGGUGUAUCAGGUCAAACCUAGCCGUAGCCAUAUUUCUCCUGUAGCACAGCAGGAGCCUGCUCAGGACCUUGAGAACUUUGACUGUUCUCAGGAUUUCUUCUCUGUCAACUUUGACUUGGGCUGGGAGGAGGAUGAAGGGGACACAGAGGCUGCUCCUAGUCCGUUCCCCUCAAAACCUUCAACCCCUGGGUCCAAAAAACAGGAAGCACCCCUUUCCUCCUCAGUGAAUGGGCCACAAAUCUCUGGCUCAUCCACUCCCCACUUUAGUUUCCAUAGGAAGAACGUGUCCACACCCCUGGCAGCCUGUCCGGGAGGGAAGAAGGCAGACACCUCUGCUCUGGCUUCGCCUCAGACCUCUCCUCUGACCUCCAAGAGCGGAGCUCUGUUCUCACCAAUCCCCACAUUAGGGCCGAGGCGAGCUCUCCUGCCUGGUCCUUCCACCACCCCAUCCACUUCGUUCUCAUUCUUAAAGAGGAAACUCCAGGGGACCUUACAGAAUGCCCGGACUCCCAAAGCUCAGGCGAGGGACCCAGGAAAUGGUUCUAUAGAGAUGGGACACAGUUUGUCUCACAAAUCCAUCUUGGACCCACCUCAUCCAGGCCUGUGCACCAGUGACAGUGAGGAGGAGGUUAUCACCCGUAAGCGGGUUCAUCAUCAUGUCAAGGCGAACCCCUUGUCUUCUCCAGUGUCAGAUGAGAGCGAGGGGGGGGGGGAGGCGAUGUCUGACGAUGACUUCCAGCAUACCUCUGUUCGACAGCCAAGAGCUCCCCCCCACGUGGCUGCGAAACCAUCAGCAUCGCAUGGGAAAGCUAAGCAGGCCGUGCAGCACCACCACCGAGGAGCCCGUCACUUUCUGGACGAGGAGGCGGCGCUGUCCGAGGGGGCGGAGGUGUCAUCUGACGAAGAGGACGGUGAAGAGCAGAACCGCUCACUGGAGGGCUUCGUUGUGAGCAACACCCAGUGCUCCCAGGGAAUCAACGAUUCUGAGAUGCAGGGGGUUUACCUGAAGUCAGUGAGAAGUCCUGCUGUGGCUGGCAAGUUCAAAAUGAUCUACAAGCAAAACCACAACAUGGACAUCUUCUCUCAGGUGCCUGAGCUGGACGAGACAUACGCGGAGGACAGCUUUGUGGUGAGUGGCAGUGGUGAGGAAGAGCUCGGCGAGGAGGUCCCAUUGGAGCUUAUCUACGAGGACUCCUUCGUGGAGGGGAGGAGGCAGUACCCCACCAGACGCAAGGCGCUGAUCCGAAACAUCAGGGCUCAGGCUGGGAGCGGGCUUGCCACUCUGGACAAGCGGGCUGCUGACCCUCAACCUAAUCCUGCUGGGGGAAAAAAGCGCUCCCGCAUAGUGCACUUGGAGGACUCCAGCUCGGAAGAAGAAGUGGAGAAAAGUAGAAAUAGUGUGAAAGCUGGAGGUGUUGCUGCCAUCUGCAGGCUAACUGAGUUACAGCAACAGCAUGACUGGGUGUUUAAAGCUCCACAGCAGCAGGUGCCCCCUAGUGGAACCACCAGAGCCUCCACAGCGAGCUGUGUGGUGGGGCCUAGAGUCCUCAGUGGAGCCAGGUCCUCCUCUAUGAACUCUGUGAUGGAGCCUAGCGCCCCAAGUGGAACCAGCAGGACCUCCUCAGUGAGCUCCGUGAGGGGGCCUAGAGAGGAGCAGCAGGAAGAGAGGUGUCGCCAGAGGCUCCAUCAGCAGGCCCUCCUGUCUGAGGAGCUGGACUUUGAGCAGUCAGAGUCUCUGUUGUUCUCAAGUAAACAGCCACAGGCUACCUCCUCCACCUCCUCAGUACCCCACGCCCAGACCUCCUUCUGUCAGGCCGCCACUCUAAGCAAGCCCCCUGCCUCGUCAUCGAACCCAUCGGGCCUCGUCUCUGUACUGGUGGACAGCCGCUGUAUCACAGCCUGCGCGGAUGUGGUCUCCAGCCUGCGCCAGCGUUACGCUGUCACGGCCCACGUGUGCUCGCUGGACGGCUGCGACUUCGUGGUCAGUAACCGCAUGGCGGUCGAGAGGCAGUGCCAGUCGGAACUGGCCGGGAUGCCGAACCGCAAACGGCUUGUGGAGAAGGUGACCAGGUUGCAGGGCCUAUUUGAGCGGAUCUGUCUCAUCGUAGAGAAGGACCGCACCAAACCAGGUGAAGCUUCCCGUCCUUUCCAACCUACACGCUACUACGACAGCACACUGGCCAGCUUGGUGCGGGCAGGCGUCCGACUCCUGGUGAGUGGGGGGCCUGAGGAGAGCGCCACCCUACUGGCUGAGCUGGCCCGAGUGGAGCAGAGGAAGGGCCAGGCUAUUAGCGUGCCAUUAGAGGUCAAAGGUCACCGGCAGCAGGCGCUACUCUUCUACCGAACGCUGCCCUGUGUCAGCUAUGUCAACGCCCUCAACAUGAGCCACAGCUUCAGAUCGGUGGGCCACCUGGUCAACAGCUCUAUCGAGGCUCUACAGAAGGGGGCGUGUGUGAGCCGCCCCAGAGCCGAGGAGAUCUACCGCUGCCUACGCUACUCCUGUGACACCACCCUGAUGACUACCAACACACCCAGGAAGAACGACCUUUAGCCAGCCAUCACUGCUUAAAUCUCCAUUGACACUGGUCUAAGGUCAGUGUGGCCCUUUUCCUUCCUAAUGGUUACUGGUUAGGAUUUUGGGAGAGUUUACCGAUCCUAGAUCUGUGCCUCCAGGACAAUUGACAAUCUUGCUCUCAAACAGGACCGUUAAUGGCAUCAUGGCCUUGAAUUGUGUGCAUUAGUCACCAAAUGGAAUAAAGAAUACUGAAUAAGGGAUGGUCUACCUGGACUUCACCUUCGUUCCCCAUUACAAAAUGAGUAUUUCUUGCACAUUUGAAAUAAGACUUGACUUGAUAACGGACACUAAGGUGAAUGUAAGUUGUAAGUACUCGCUCCCUCCUAUGUAAAAUGUAUAAGUGCAUUUCUGUUUUGUUUAACAAAUAUUUUAAGUUAUUACAAUUUCUGUUCAAAUAAUGGAGUAAUAUAUUUGUGUUCAUAUUUUGUAAAGAGAUCAAAUAUAAGGUUUUGAUUGCAGGAAUAAAAAUGCACAAUUUUUCUGUAACAAAAUCAAAUUCACAAUGAAAUCAGAGGCAUUUGUUUAUUAUUUGUUUAAGGUAAUUUGAUUCAGUCAAAACACAAUGACAGGUAUUAUCCCCCAAGAAUACAAAAUGAAGUUUAUGCACAUACCUUUCUUAGUGUUAGAUUCGUACAUUCCUCUUUGUCCAACAUUAAUAGUUGGUUGUAUUUGACUGUAACAGGUCAGUGAUUUCAACCUUAUGUCUGUCUGUAGUCUCUUCGCAUUGCAGAGUCUGGCAAGACUAGUCUGUCUGAAGCACAAGGGUUCACCCUUUCAUUUCAUAAGAAGACAUAACGACAGAGUAGGACACGUCAUUGGUCUUUCCAGUCUUUAUAAUAGAGUUCCCACAUAAAAACAUUUGACACUCUGGGGGCGAACAUGCACUAUGGAGUCAUAUAUAGUACCUUCUGAAAGUAUUCACACCCCUUGACUUUUCCCACAUUUUGUGGGGUUACAGCCUGAAAUUUAAAUGGGUCACUGAUCUACAGACAAUACCCCAUAAUGUCAAAGAGGAAUUAUAUUUUUUU
This is a messenger RNA of Salvelinus namaycush (lake trout), 7501 nucleotides long. It is a transcript of the gene fancm, whose product is annotated as FA complementation group M. The record is from RefSeq and is a predicted model, not a curated record. Gene Ontology annotation, biological process: replication fork reversal; interstrand cross-link repair; double-strand break repair via synthesis-dependent strand annealing. NCBI's taxonomy places the organism in Eukaryota, Metazoa, Chordata, Actinopteri, Salmoniformes, Salmonidae. The coding region runs from base 66 to 6449 and encodes 2127 amino acids. Gene Ontology annotation, molecular function: four-way junction DNA binding; four-way junction helicase activity; nuclease activity. The transcript has 22 exons.